AUGGAAGAACGAGAGCUUGGAGGCACCGGAACGUUCCAUACGGCGGGGGCUCGAUGGGGGGUGAGUGGAGGGGCGUGUACCCUGAACUCCAACCAACAUGGCGACCAUACUACAGAUGCAUUUCUCAGAACAGAUGGGUCUGGUCACUCCAUCAACGGAAACCCCCAGAUAUUUUCCACACGCACAUGUGAAGACCGCCCAUGCGCAGAAGAAGAAGUUUGCGUUCCAGUGACAGCUGGCACAGCUCACAUAUGCCUCCUGGCGCCACCACGUGACAUUCCCACGUCCACAUCCACGCCAACUUCAACUUCAAUACCGCCAGUUAAUGAUUCUACUACAUCUGAAACUGACACUCCUGUCGCAACAGCUUCGACUACUGUAGAACACACCGAUGUCGACAUUACCACCGACACUACUGUCCUCUCAGCUGAUACAACUUCCCUCACUACUACGGCAACUACUACAUCUGCUGCAAAAACGACAACUACUACUGCCCCUGCAGCUACUACAACUGCUUUAGCCGAGUACGUUGGCUGCUACAGAGACAGGAGGCCGCGAUUUCUGCCAGACGGGCGCAUGCAAAACGCACUUUUGACGACUGAAACCUGUUUAUUGUACUGCCAAGGCAAAGGAUUCAUAUAUUUUGGAACACAGAAUAGAAAUGAAUGUUACUGUGGAAACAGCAUCAAAAGUGGAUAUGAGAGGUUAUCAGAUGAUGAAUGUUCAUUCAAGUGUGCUGGUGAUCCAGAGACUACGUGCGGGGGCAGCUGGAAGAACUCCGUCUAUAAAAUCGUUGUUUAUUCAUAGACCAUAACGAACUCUUCCACGAAUGAGGAAACUAUUCGACCGCACUACCGCGGAAGGUUAUAGUUAUAGCAAAUUGCCUAUUAUUCAAUCUCUGUUGAAAGGACAUCGUCAUAUCUAAAUUAAUCGACUCUCAUGUGCAGCAUUGCUGUGACUUGAAUAGUAGUAUUGAAAGAAUGUGUUGUAAAACAUAUGGGCAGAAAGCACGAUAGAAAUCGACACAGAGAGUGAUUUUCAGGUUUUACUUGCAGCAAGAAGCUUGCAAUUAGGCGGGUUUCAUUUUAAAAUUCAAUAUAGUGCCGUUACAUAUACACAGUAUGUUAUAUCCUAACUUAUUUUAACUCAUAUGACAUACUUCAUAAAGUCCAGAUAUCUGAUGUUCAAUUACCUGCCAAUGGUACCUCUGAAACUUCCAACUUAAACUCACCGGUUCUUCUUGACACUUCAUGUAUAUUAUCCAUUACGCAGUUAGCAGUUUUAUAACGGUAAUUAUAGCUCGCCUCAAGAAGACCCUUAGAAGUUUUCAAUUAACACAAACGUGUAUAAUCUGCUGUGUGUGGUAAUUUAAACUUAAAUUAUAAUUACAUUGAUCCGAUCGCUCUUUAUUGACUUACUUGCUUUGAUCAUAAAUGCGUGGAUGACUUAAUCGACACCAGACUCAGAGAUAUUGAUCGUAAAUUCUCAAGGGAAGCGAGUUCCCUUUGAUGGAGUGAGAUCUGACAAGUUGACAAAAGAUACCCGAGAUGGAGCAGAUCAAAUACACACUUCUAGGAUGUUAAGCAUUGGGGUAUACGUAUCUCUUGUAACUGAUCAGAAAGGUCCAAAUGGAAAUAAGGAAAUAUGUCGACUAACACUAUUCUGGACUUUGAAAAAUGAAUGUUACACAAUUGAGUGAGUGGAUGAGUUUAAACUUUACAUCGUAUCGGCAAUAUUGCAGCCAUAUCGACGAAGGACAGUAACCCCCUGAGUGGCACAGCCUUCAAUAAAGGACGAUGUCGUAUUGGCCAGUAGCAAGAUUAUUGUAAAGUUCUAAAAUAUCAAGAAUUAACGGAUGGUUUGAGUUGUCAGUCUUAAGUGAUGUCAGGAUAAAA
Haliotis rufescens (red abalone) is the source of this 1895-nucleotide messenger RNA. Its product is annotated as WSC domain-containing protein ARB_07870-like. The record is from RefSeq and is a predicted model, not a curated record. The coding region runs from base 1 to 807 and encodes 268 amino acids. The transcript has 5 exons. Gene Ontology annotation, cellular component: plasma membrane. Lineage: Eukaryota; Metazoa; Mollusca; Gastropoda; Lepetellida; Haliotidae.